AUGCAGGACCAAACCGCCAACUCCCUAGAUGUCAAGUUGGUGCCUCGUCGCACGUUACAGGGCCACUCCGGUUGGGUCUGGGAUGUGGCCCUCUCCCCGGAUGGCACAAUGGCCGCAUCCGCCUCGAACGAUGCCACCGUUCGGAUCUGGGGCACCAGUGCCACGGGAUCUUUACAUCGCGUCUUCAAGGACCACUCAGGCCCUGUUCGAGCCGUCUCGUUUUCUCCAAAUAGCCAAAGGGUGGCCUCGGCCUCGGACGACAUGAUCGUUCGGGUCUGGGAGAUUGGCACCGGCGCGGUAUCUCGGGCCUUGCAGGGCCACUCGGGCUGUGUGAGAUCGGCUGCAUUCUCCCCUGAUGGACAACUGAUCGCAUCCGCCUCGGAUGAUCAAACGGUCCGGGUGUGGGAUCUGAGUACAGGCGAGACGCUUCGAGUCUUCCACGGCCACGAAGGGUGGGUGCGAAUCGUCAAGUUCUCGCCCGAUGGCAAAUUGUUGGCCUCUGCGGCCGAUGACUGCACAGCCCGCAUCUGGGAUGUGCAGACGGGAGAAUGCCGUGCCGUGCUCACAGGCCAUUCGGACUACGUGCGGACUGUCAACUUUUCACCAGAUGGGUCGAUGGUGGCGACAGGGUCCAAAGACCGUACCGUGCGGCUGUGGCGGGAUGGGGCGGUAUCGACUCUCCUCGAAGGCCAUUGCAGCUGGGUGAAGGAUGUCAUUUUCUCCCCAGACAGCAGCAUGGUGAUAUCUGCCGCGGACGACUCGACAAUUCGUCUGUGGAGCUCCACGUCAGGCACCGCCUGUGGCAAGCUAGGUCCUGUCCAGGGAUGGGAACGGGCCAUGGCCUUUUCUCGCGACGGCAAGCUCGUCGUAUCUACUGCCGAUGAUAUGACGGUGCGAAUUCUGGAGACCGAUGAUCAAGUAUGGUCCUGUCAAUAA
Messenger RNA from Penicillium diatomitis, 936 nucleotides. RefSeq names its product WD40 repeat domain-containing protein. Bases 1 to 936 code for a protein of 311 amino acids. The record is from RefSeq and is a predicted model, not a curated record. Lineage: Eukaryota; Fungi; Ascomycota; Eurotiomycetes; Eurotiales; Aspergillaceae. The transcript has a single exon. Gene Ontology annotation, molecular function: protein binding.